Messenger RNA from Benincasa hispida (wax gourd), 924 nucleotides. RefSeq names its product ribulose bisphosphate carboxylase small subunit, chloroplastic-like. The record is from RefSeq and is a predicted model, not a curated record. Lineage: Eukaryota; Viridiplantae; Streptophyta; Magnoliopsida; Cucurbitales; Cucurbitaceae.
GUGCAAUACCUCUCAGACCAAACAGCAAGAGCUUUCAAGUACUCUACUAGCUAGCUUCUAGUAAAUCCCUCUAACCCUUCAAAAAAAAAAAAAAAAGGCAAGGGAAAGGGCAUCAAUGGCUUCCUCCAUUGUCUCAUCCGCCGCUGUUGCCUCUGUGAACAGAGCCUCCCCUGCUCAAGCUAGCAUGGUAGCACCCUUCACUGGCCUCAAAUCCGCCGCUGCCUUCCCUAUCACUCGCAAGAACAACGACAUCACCACUUUGGCCAGCAAUGGUGGAAGAGUUCAGUGCAUGAAGGUGUGGCCACCACUUGGAUUGAAGAAGUUCGAGACUCUGUCUUACCUGCCUGAUCUGGAUGAAGCCCAAUUGGCUAAGGAAGUAGAGUACCUUCUGAGGAAGGGAUGGGUUCCUUGCCUUGAAUUUGACAUCCAUGAUGGAUUCGUGUACCGUGAGAACCACAGGUCACCAGGAUACUACGAUGGACGCUACUGGACCAUGUGGAAGCUGCCUAUGUUUGGUUGCACUGAUGCGGCUCAGGUGAUUAAGGAGAUCAACGAAGCUAAGAAGGAAUACCCCGACGCAUUCAUCAGGGUUAUUGGUUUCGACAACGUGCGUCAAGUCCAGUGCAUCAGUUUCAUCGUCUACAAGCCCCCCAAAUUCUACUCUAGCUAGAUCAAUGCGUGGCUUUCUUGAGGCGAAUUCCAUUAUUUGCCUUUUUUCAGCUCGCUUCAUCAGUUGGGUUUCAACCAAAUUUCCCAUUUUUUUACUCUUUUUUUUUCCCUUUUUCUUUUACGUUUUGGUCUGUCUUCUUCAAUCCCUAUGUUUAUUUUCCUCGACUUUCCAAUUCGAAUUGGAAUAAAUGAUGCUUUGAUUUGUUGUUAAAUAUCCUUAUGAAUCAAUCCUAUUUGCAUCUUUCUUCAUGGAAA